AUAAAAAUUUUAUAAUAUGAUUAAAAUUCUCUGACCUUAGAGCAAAGAGUUGAAGAUGGGUAAGCAUACAAACAUGGGAAGUGGAAGCCCACAUGACUGGACCAAGCACCCAUCUUCACGUCCUCUUCUUCUUCUGGUUUUUCUGAUCAAUCACAGCUGAAUUAAACCAUACCAAAAUAAACUGUCCCCUACUACCAACAAUAACAUUCAUUAAUCACACUUACAACAAACUUACUUACAUACAUACUUACCAAAAAUUUAAUUUCAUUCUUUAAGCCAUGCUUGUUGAGUUUCUUCAUCACCCUUCAUUUUCUCAAACCAGUACUUGUUCUUGUUACCAUCUUAUCUUCAUCUUACUGUUAUAUUCCUUCACAUUCUCCCAUCAGCAGCACCAGCAGCUUUGUCAUCGAAACGAUCAGCAAACGCUUCUUAGAUUCUCUCAUUCGGUAUCCUCUUCUGUUGGUCCACUUAAUUGGAGUUCUGUCUCUGAUUGCUGCUCCUCCUGGGAAGGAAUACGUUGCGAUGAUAAGGGCCGGGUUGUAUGGCUGUCGUUACCUUGGAGAGGAUUGACGGGCAAUAUAUCGGUUUCGUUUGAGAGCCUUACAAGUCUUUCUUACUUUAAUGUUUCUCAUAAUUCUCUUUCUGGGUUCCUCCCUAGAGGGAUUUUUAGUUCGUUGAAUAGACUUGAGAUCAUUGAUGUUAGCUCGAAUCGUUUUGAUGGCAACUUGUCAGCAUCUAUUUUGCUGAAUGGUAGUUUCCCUUCUGCCAUUCAGGUUGUUGAUAUUUCAAGUAAUCAAUUUCAUGGAAAGAUAGAGCCUGCUUGGUUUUUUUCGGGAUCGAAUUUGACCAAUUUUAAUGCCAGCAAUAAUGGAUUAUCUGGUCAGAUUCCUUCAUCCAUAUGUACCACUUCUCCUAUGAUUAUAACCCUUGAUUUCUCCAACAACCAUUUUGAUGGAGAUAUUCCUGUUGGACUAGGCAGAUGCACCAGACUCCAAGUUUUCCGGGCCGGUUUUAAUUCUCUGACCGGAUUACUUCCUGAUGACAUUUACAGCUUGCAGUCGCUGCUUGAAUUGUCCGUGCCUGCGAAUAGCAUACGUGGAACCAUUGGAGAAGGCAUGCUUAACCUUACCAACCUCAAGGUCGUCGAGUUGUUCUCAAACCAAUUUUCUGGAAUGAUCCCUCUGGAUGUUGGGAAACUCUCGAAUUUGGAGGAAUUGCACCUUCACAUAAACAAUUUCAGUGGUUCUAUACCAGCAUCCUUGAUGAACUGCACAAAACUCGUAAAGCUUAUUUUACGAGUCAAUUCCCUGCAAGGUAACAUCUCCACACUUGAUUUUUCAAGCCUAGUCCAACUCCAAAUACUUGACCUUGGUAACAAUAGGUUCACGGGAAAUUUGCCAGAGAGCUUAUUCUCAUGCAAAUCACUAAUGGCAGUCAGAGUAGCCACCAACCACUUAACAGGACCGAUUUCACCUAAUGUCGUGACUUUACCAUCUUUAACUUUCCUUUCACUCUCUAACAAUACCUUCACCAAUGUGUCAAACGCAAUCAAGAUUUUCGCGGGUUGCAGGAGCCUCACCACCCUUAUCCUGUCAAAAAACUUUUAUAAUGAAAUUAUGCCUAGUGAUAAAAGCUUCAUAGGGGCAGACGAAUUCAAAAACCUGCAGGUUCUCGCUUUUGGAGGAUGUGAACUGAAGGGGAAAGUUCCAGAGUGGCUUGUACAUAUAAAGAGUCUGGAGGUUCUGGACUUGUCAUUCAAUAAAGUCACAGGCACGAUUCCGGACUGGAUUGGAACUCUGCCAAACUUUUUCUACUUGGAUUUGUCAAACAACCUUCUAACAGGAGGUUAUCCAAAGCAACUCAACAGACUGCCAGCGUUGUUAUCAGAGAAGGUCGCUAAAAAAUUGAAUAGAAGUUACCUUGAGCUCCCAGUCUUUGUCGCCCCCAAUAAUGCAAGUACACAGCAAUACAACCAGCUAGCAAACCUGCCUCCAGCAAUAUACCUCAAGGGCAACAAAAUCAGUGGUAACAUACCAGUUGAAAUAAGUCAGCUACAGAAUCUUCAUAUACUGGAUCUCAGUGAAAACCAAUUCACAGGCAGCAUCCCACCAGAGUUUUCAAACCUCAUAAACCUAGAACAGCUAGACCUCUCUCAGAAUAAUUUGACUGGAGAAAUCCCAGCAUCAUUGCAAAGCCUGAAUUUCUUAUCAAAGUUCAAUGUCUCCAACAACAACCUAGAGGGCUCAAUACCGACAGGAGGUCAGUUUGACACUUUCACAGAAUCUAGCUUUCUAGGGAAUCCAGGGUUAUGUGGUCGAGUCUUGCAGCAUCAUCCUUGUUCAGAACAAUCGAUCCCAGGAACUGCACGUCAGUCUCUUCAUGGCAAAGGCCUAAACAAGAAACUGUUGUUGGGGGUUUCCCUUGGUGUCUGCUUAGGAUUUUCAUGCAUGUUCAUGAUUCUGGUAUAUUGGAUAAUGUCCAAGAGAAGGAUCCUUCCAGGGGGUGACAAUGACAAGUUGGAAACAGAAAUGAAUUCCGGUUACUCCAGCUCCCGAGAGGUUGGCAAAGAUACCAGUCUAGUAAUGGUCUUCCCAAGCUAUACCACUGAGAUCAAGGAUCUGACAAUACUGGACAUACUGAAAGCCACUAACAAUUUCAACCAGGAAAACAUCAUUGGCUGUGGAGGAUUCGGUUUGGUUUAUAAAGCAACCUUAAACAAUGGAGCUAAGCUUGCUAUCAAAAAGCUUUCAGGAGAUAUGUGUCUGAUUGAACGAGAAUUCAAAGCAGAGGUGGAAGCUCUAUCAAUGGCCCAACACGAAAACCUGGUUUCUCUGCUAGGAUAUUGUGUCCAUGAUGGUCUUCGGCUACUGAUGUACUCCUAUAUGCAAAACGGAAGCCUUGACUACUGGUUGCAUGAGAACCCUAAUGGCCCAUCCCAACUUGAUUGGCCACUGCGGUUGAAAAUAGCUCUUGGAGCAGGUAAGGGGCUGGCUUACAUGCACCAAAUCUGUGAACCACACAUUGUGCACCGUGACAUAAAGUCAAGUAACAUUCUCCUUGAUGAGAACUUUGAAGCACAUGUUGCUGAUUUUGGAUUAUCCAGGCUCAUUCUCCCUUAUGCAACUCAUGUUACAACCGAACUCGUUGGAACCCUUGGGUACAUUCCACCAGAGUAUGGACAGGCUUGGGUAGCCACAUUAAGAGGCGACAUAUACAGUUUUGGUGUUGUAAUGCUUGAACUGCUCACUGGGAAGAGGCCUGUAGAGGUAUCCAAAUCAAAGGCAUCAAGAGAAAUAGUUGUAUGGGUGCAACAAUUGAAACAUGAAGGAAAACAUGAAGAAAUAUAUGAUUCUGUCCUGAGAGGCAAAGGAUAUGAGCAAGAAAUGCUACAGGUGCUUGAAGUGGCCUGUAAGUGUGUUAACCAGAACCCUCAGGUAAGGCCAACUAUCAACGAAGUUGUCGAUCAGCUCAAGAAUGUAAGGUCCUAUCCACAGACACCCAGGUCUGAGCAAGAUUGUCCAGUAGAAAUGAGGUGACAGUUCUCAGUGCAUUGCAGCGGACCAUUUGGUUUUAUAUUACUUUAAAAUGUUAUGCAAGAUUUUUGCUACGCUUGAUAGGGAAGCAUACUGGCUGAUUGUGCCAGAAGCCAGAAAUCUCUUUGUACAAACUACAAAGUCUAUUUCUUGUGAGUAUAAAUUGUAUACAAUCAGAAACUCUCAAACACAUUGUUCAAAUGCAGAGAUGCACAUUAUGUAGAAAAAUAAAUCACAGAGUUUUGCAAGUA
This is a messenger RNA of Chenopodium quinoa (quinoa), 3784 nucleotides long. RefSeq names its product tyrosine-sulfated glycopeptide receptor 1-like. The record is from RefSeq and is a predicted model, not a curated record. Gene Ontology annotation, molecular function: receptor serine/threonine kinase binding; ATP binding; protein kinase activity. Bases 279 to 3536 code for a protein of 1085 amino acids. Lineage: Eukaryota; Viridiplantae; Streptophyta; Magnoliopsida; Caryophyllales; Amaranthaceae. Gene Ontology annotation, biological process: protein phosphorylation. The transcript has a single exon.